This is a messenger RNA of Eurypyga helias (sunbittern), 686 nucleotides long. Its product is annotated as transmembrane emp24 domain-containing protein 11-like. Gene Ontology annotation, cellular component: Golgi apparatus; COPII-coated ER to Golgi transport vesicle; endoplasmic reticulum-Golgi intermediate compartment. Bases 24 to 677 code for a protein of 217 amino acids. Gene Ontology annotation, biological process: Golgi organization; intracellular protein transport; endoplasmic reticulum to Golgi vesicle-mediated transport. The record is from RefSeq and is a predicted model, not a curated record. NCBI's taxonomy places the organism in Eukaryota, Metazoa, Chordata, Aves, Eurypygiformes, Eurypygidae. The transcript has 5 exons.
UACAACUGGGAUACAUAAAAACCAUGAAAAGCCAAUUAAUAGGAUUUUUUAUGAACUUCUGUGUUUCUUUUUCACUUGCUUUGUAUUUUCACAGUGGAGAAAGAGAAGAGAAAUGUAUAAUUGAAGACGUUCCCCGUGACACACUGGUAAUCGGGAAUUACAAGGUACAGCGCUGGGAUAUACAUAAACAAGAGUUUCUUGAAUCUGCUCCUGGUUUGGGAAUGUUUGUGACUGUCACAACUCCUUCUGCUGAGGUACUAUUGUCAAAACUGUAUGGGCCACAAGGAACAUUUUCUUUUACAUCCUAUCUGUCUGGGGAGCAUGUUAUCUGUUUACAGUCUAACUCCACAAGAUUUGUGGCAUUUGCAGGAAGUAAACUGCGUAUCCACUUGGACAUCAGAGUUGGAGAACAUGUUUUGGAUGAAUCUGCUUUUCAAGCCAAAGACAAAGUGAAUGAAGUUAACAUUAGACUAGAACAUCUAGUUGAGCAAAUUCAUCACAUAUCCAAAGAACAAAACUAUGAAAGAGAGCGUGAAGAAAAAUUUCGGAAGACAAGUGAAGAAACCAACAGCAAUAUUUUGUGGUGGGCUAUUGUACAAACACUAAUCCUCAUCUUCAUUGGAAUCUGGCAAAUCAAAUCUCUCAGAGAUUUCUUUAUAUCUAAGAAGCUUGUUUAAGUCUUAUAA